Pyricularia grisea is the source of this 1578-nucleotide messenger RNA. RefSeq lists its product as uncharacterized. Bases 1 to 1323 code for a protein of 440 amino acids. The transcript has 2 exons. Lineage: Eukaryota; Fungi; Ascomycota; Sordariomycetes; Magnaporthales; Pyriculariaceae. The record is from RefSeq and is a predicted model, not a curated record.
AUGAAGCUACUGCUUCCGGGAGCGACUCGGGGCCUCCCGGUCCCGCUUCUCCUGCUGCUUGACAUGGCCACAGCCGCCCUACAGCCGAUGGUGAUCCGGAAGAUGAGCCCAGACGAGAGCGAGAAAUUCUUCCCGCACUACGUCGCAUUCCCCGAGGAGCAGCUGCCCGCCGUAUCCGCUUUUCAGAAGCGACACCAACCCGAACCGGCAUUCAGCCCGAGCUUCCCCAUCCACGUCGACGACCCGGGAUCCCCAUCCCAGGACGAAACGCUCUACCGCCGGGCGGCAGCGGCGCUUGCCCGCCUGCAGCGCCGGCAAUGGGGCUGCCCAGCGGGGACGGCGAGCUGCUCGAACAUUGGGCAUCCGGACCGCUGCUGCCGCCAGACCGAGACGUGCUAUAAGAUUGACGACACGGGGCUGGGCUCGGUGGGUUGCUGCGCCAACGGGAGCACGUGUGGCGGGACCAUAAGCAACUGUGCCCCCGGCGACACGGCUUGCCCGGCGUCCCUGGGUGGCGGGUGCUGUAUAGCGGGGUUUGUGUGCCAGGGUGUUGGGUGUGUGCGUACGGACUAUACUUCCCGAACGCGAGCCUCAACCGUCACUGUAAGCACGUCAACUGCCGGAAACGAUGGUGGUGGGGGCGGAGGGGAUGGAGGUGGUGGUGGUGGCGGCGGUAUCCUGACUUCAACCAUUGUCACCACCGUUGUUAUCACACCACCAAACGGAGGAUCACCAACGACAGUAACUUCAACCUUCAUCGGCGGCGGCGGCUCUCCAACAUCCACGACCGCACCCCCACCCGACACCGACAGCGGCACUCCUGUUCCACCGCCGCCAACAUCGACCGGCGAUGGUACCGGCAACGCGCCUGUGCGGCCGACCGUGACCAACUCGGACGGCUUCCCCUCUGACUAUUGUCCGACGGGUUUUUACCCGUGCGUCGCCCGUGCCGGCGGCGGCUGCUGCCAGACCGGACGAGACUGUCAGACGACCAACUGCCCCGCACCUCCGCUAUCCACGACCAUCAUAUCCAACGGCGUUACCGUGGCCGUCCCGCUGCCCACUCCCAACCGCGGAAGCGAAGACAGUAAGACGUGCGCCGGCGGCUGGUACAUGUGCCCAGACAGCGCGGGCCCUGUAGCCGGGUGCUGUCCGUCGGGAUAUAACUGCGGGACCGCCAGCUGCACAUCUGCCAUGGAGGGUGCCACGGCCACGCUGCAAAAGGAGCUUCCUAGCUUGGCUGCAACUGAUAGGACCUCGGUUGCCAAGGUUUUUCCCACAUUGGGAAUGGUGCUGGUGUCUUUGGCAUUGCUAGCAUGUUGAUAUGUCUGACUCGGGCAUGAGCGAAAAUAAGUGGCUUCUUUGGCUUUUGACCAAUCCUGGCUUUACAAAAGGAGGUUUUUAAUCUUUUGCAGAGAUGGGACUGAAAUCAUGGCAUUUGGUGUUUGUUUCACAGCAUAUGGGAUGGAGUUAUUUUUUGCUCUAUAAAGAGAAUUGGGACGAAACCUUGACUGGUGUACAUACUACGAUUAUACUGCCCCUUUCGACCUGCAUACAAGCUUUUCCAGAAUGAUUCAG